Messenger RNA from Acanthosepion pharaonis, 891 nucleotides. NCBI's taxonomy places the organism in Eukaryota, Metazoa, Mollusca, Cephalopoda, Sepiida, Sepiidae. The record is from the annotation of a GenBank genome assembly.
AUGUGUUUUGUCGUGGGAGGUCUCUUCACCAGCAUUAUGAAGGAGUCUCCCCCCAGCCCAGAGAAAUCAAGCUACUCCAAGCGCAUGGGCAUCAGGAAAGGCAAAGAAGGGGCCGGAGAAUGUCCUGGCAAGAACCCGGCACCACCAACUGAGCAACAGUCGGUAGCCAAACAGCCAACAGUCCAACAACCAACAGUUCAACAACAGGCAGCAGCAAAGAAAGCUGUGGACCAAACCCCUAAGGAUGCCAGUGAGUGGCAGCAGGUGACCAGGAAAGGACGCAAAGCAGCUACCCUUCCUCCAUCUACCCAGCUGGAAGUCUCAUCGGGGCGUAAACAACAAAGCCCGAAGCAGAAGCCUUCUCAGAAGCAGCAACAACAACAGAUGCAGCAACAGACCCGGCAGCAGCAUGAAGAGACACAGCAACGCCAAGAGGCACAGCAGUGCCAACAGACGCAGCAACAACGACAGACACAGCAACGCCAAGAGGCACAGCAGUGCCAACAGACGCAGCAACAACGACAGACACAGCAACGCCAAGAGGCACAGCAUGACUUUGUUUGCUUUCAAGAGACUUUCUUUCUUUCUUUCUUUCUUUCUUUCUUUCUUUCUUUCUUUCUUUUCAUUUUCUUUCUCAUUCCAAGGGACUUUCCAUCUUUCUUUCUUUCUCUCUUUCUUUCUUUCUUUCUUUCUUUUUCUGUCUUUCUUUCUUAUUCCAAGAGACAGAUUUUCUUUCUUUCUUUCUUUCUUUCUUUCUUUCUUUCUUUCUUUCUUAAUCCAAGAGAGAGACUUGCUUUCUUUCUUUCUUCUUUCUUAUUCCAAGAGACUUUCUUUCUUUUCUCGCGACCUCCAUUCUUCUUCCGCUUUUCCCUUUUUCAUUUUCAUCCAUAA